Molecule: messenger RNA, 504 nt
Organism: Schistocerca gregaria
Lineage: Eukaryota; Metazoa; Arthropoda; Insecta; Orthoptera; Acrididae
Exons: 4
Coding region: 1-504 (167 amino acids)
Source: RefSeq, a predicted model, not a curated record
AUGAGACCUGCAGAACAGAAGAAAAGAAGGGAUGAGACAAUAGAUGACCCAACAAAACGAAACAAGAUUGAAUUCUACUAUUAUCUUUUAGAUAUAGUAAUCACAUCUUUGGAGGAGAGAUUCAGUCAACUGAAAGCUCAUUGUGAUUAUUUUGAUUUUCUCUACAACAUUGAUGAGCGGAAGAAUACGCCUCCUGACAGACUGGACACAAAGUGUAGAAACCUCGCAGAGAUUUUGCAAGAUCAUGAGUCAAGUGACAUUGAUGCACUGGAGUUGAAAUGUGAACUAAAAGGGUUUCAACAUUUGACAGUUGCGAGUGGAAAGAGGAGUUUCUCAAAACUGAAACUGAUAAAGACAUACCUAUUAUCAACAAUGAACAAAAUUCAUUUCACUGAUCUUGCAACAGUAUCGAUUAAGAAUGAGCUUGUGGAGGACAUACAUUACACAGAUCAUGUGAAAGAGUUUGCACAAGCAAAAGCUAGGAAGAUUCGAUUUGUCUAUUGA